AAACAAAAUGAUGGAUACAAGCUACGAGAGUCUCCUGUCGUACAUCGUACAUUGCGCUCGCCAACGACACCGGAACCGCAACUUCGAGCGACGUCGACGACUAUGAUUCCUUCGUUCAACGAGGCGGACAUCGCUGCGCUCGAUCUGCUACCGCACCUACCUCCGAGGACGAGCGUCCAGCCCGCGGAUCAUGACCUCUUCGAGGUCUCUUCGAGUUCCAUCAACACUGCAAAUACAAAAUCUGCCAAUGACAUCCCUCUGCACGGUCGGGUUGAGGUAAACAUUGCUACUGCAUCGCCGGGCCCGGGAAUGGAUGAUUCGGAUAAGGAGAACCGGCCAGUCUUCCUGUUCGGUCAUUUCCUCGUCAAGCAGAAGGGAGACAUCGCGACCACGCCGGUCCAUAUCCAAGAGCCUGACCACCUGAGGGAGCGGAGGAAAGAGAGGAAGGAGUUUGCUGAGCGGCGGGACUUUGUACAAGACACGGAGCCUCCCGUUGAAUCCACCUCACUAACGAGUGUAUCAGUCGAAGCGACUUCUCCCGGGACCACCCCGCUCAUUUCCAGAACAGACGACGUCGUAUCGACGCACACAGAGCAGGGACACUUCUCGCUCGAUACACCACGGAUGUCAGUGCGGCUGGACGAUCUCACGGACGUCCUGGGUUUCCACGUGCUGGAUGAAGAGAGCUCAUAG
This is a messenger RNA of Rhodofomes roseus, 693 nucleotides long. RefSeq lists its product as uncharacterized. The transcript has 2 exons. The annotation marks the transcript as partial. The record is from RefSeq and is a predicted model, not a curated record. NCBI's taxonomy places the organism in Eukaryota, Fungi, Basidiomycota, Agaricomycetes, Polyporales, Fomitopsidaceae.